CCAAAGCUUUUCAAUGUUCGUUGGGAUGCUCCAAACGGAUUCCUCAUCUCAGAUCUUGUUGAAGAUGGUUUUAUUACAUUUGAUGAUCACUGUUCACUACCUGAUAAAGAACAAUCUCAUAACUUUCAAAUCACUGAUAAUAGAUUAUACACAAAAAGUUCACUUAAAGAUUUACAAGGUCGAUCUGUGGCUGUUGUGGUACAAGCAGUAACAUCACAACGUAUCAUAGUUAUUAACGUGGAUAUUGUUGGGAAUUCAACUCCUCACUUUUCUGCCCAUACUUAUAUCACAAAGAUUCGAAGCGAUGCAUCGUCUGAAAUGCCUCUUACAUUUGAUCCCAAUAUUACAAUAGUAAAUGCAAUCAAUUCAUCAGAUUUAUAUAUUUCAGUCAUUUCAAAUUCCUCAAAUUUACCAUUUAAACUUGUUGAUAAGAUAAAAGAAAACACGCACUAUGCUGAGCUAUAUCUUUCACGUCGAUUGAAAAAAUCCGAUGGCAAUUUGCAAUCUUUUUAUAUUAGCGUAUUUGAUAAGCGUAAUUUGAUCCGUUUAACAGUAGCGCGAGUUGACGUAUUUAUUGAGCAAAUAUCUACAACUGAGCCAAAAUUUGACAGACCAAAGUAUUUGAAAGAAGUGGCUAGACUACCCCCUCAUGUUACAGUACUCAGAGUUAAGGCUAAGUAA
Messenger RNA from Thelazia callipaeda (thelaziosis nematode), 681 nucleotides. The record is from the annotation of a GenBank genome assembly. NCBI's taxonomy places the organism in Eukaryota, Metazoa, Nematoda, Chromadorea, Rhabditida, Thelaziidae.